AUGUACCCCGCGAGCCCUCCGGCCGGCCCAGCCCUGCACCCAGUCCCUCAUCGUGCUCAUCUUCCCCCGCCCCGGUGCCUUGCUGAACCACCGCGAUCACCGGCGCCCGGUCCGGGUUCCACGGCGCGCCCGCUGCCCCCAGCGCCCGGGCCGCGGCCCCGGGUGGCCGUGAAAAUGACUUUCCGUAAGGCCUACUCCAUCAAAGACAAGCUGCAAGCCAUCGAGCGCGUCAAGGGCGGUGAGCGGCAGGCCAGCGUGUGCCGCGACUUCGGCGUGCCAGGCGGCACACUGCGUGGCUGGCUCAAGGACGAGCCCAAGCUGCGCUGGUUUUUGGACCAGUUAGGUGGAGAAGUGGGCACGCAACGCAAGAAGAUGCGUCUGGCCAACGAGGAGGAGAUCGACCGCGCCGUCUACUCAUGGUUUCUCACCUUGCGCCAGCACGGCGUGCCGCUGUCCGGGCCAGUUAUCCAAGCGCAGGCUGAGGCCUUUGCUCGCCAGAUCUACGGCCCCGAGUGUACCUUUAAGGCUAGCCACGGCUGGUUCUGGCGCUGGCAGAAGCGCCAUGGCAUCUCUAGUCAGCGCAUCUAUGGUGAGGCUGAGCUCCCAGUCGCAGGCCCCGCGCCUGUCAAAGAGGAGCCCGUGCAGCCACCGGGCGCAGGUCUCCUACCUGAUGGCGUGCCAUCCGGUCUACCCCAUUCCGAGGGCGGCUAUGGCGAUGAGCAGAUCUACAAUGCUAACGUUACUGGUCUCUAUUGGAGGUUACUUCCGGAGCAGGCCGCAACUCCGGGCACUGGGGACUCUAGGGAGCCUGGUGGGUGCAGCCGACGCUGGCGCAGCGACCGAGUGACAGUCCUGCUGGCCGCCAACCUGACGGGCAGCCACAAGCUGAAACCACUAGUCAUCGGGCAGCUACCGGACCCACCCAGCCUGCGUCACCACAACCAGGACAAGUUCCCGGCCUCAUACCGCUACAGUCCAGAUGCCUGGCUCAGUCGACCACUUCUUCGGGGUUGGUUCUUCGAGGAAUUCGUCCCUGGGGUCAAGCGCUACCUACGCCGAAGCUGCCUGCAACAGAAGGCUGUGCUGUUGGUGGCCCAUCCACCCUGUCCAAGCUGGGCUACUAGCAUGCCUGCCCUGGAGGAGAGUGAGGAGGCUCCCAGGCAGUGUCAACCUGAGCUUCUUGGGUCCCCAGAGGAACUUCAAACACCAGAUGGUGCAGUUCGAGUGCUCUUCUUAUCCAAGGGCAACAGCCGUGCACACAUCCCUGCACCAUUGGAGCAUGGUGUGGUGGCAGCCUUCAAGCAUUUGUACAAACGGGAGCUCCUGAGGCUUGCUGUGUCUUGUGCCAGUGGCUCCACUCUGGACUUCAUGAGAAGCUUCAUGCUCAAGGACAUGCUCUACCUGGCUGGCCUCUCUUGGGACUUGGUCCAGGCAGGCAGCAUAGAGCGCUGCUGGCUGCUGGGUCUGCGAGCAGCAUUUGAGCCUGGGCAGCAGCCAGCCCACCAGGUAGAGGAGGCUGCUGAACACAGCAGAGUGCUCAGUGAUGUCACACAUCUGGCAGCUCUGGCUUACAAGCGCCUGGCACCUGAAGAGGUGGCAGAGUGGCUACACCUGGAUGAUGAUGGAGGUCUCCCUGAGGGCUGCAGAGAAGAGGUGGCCCCUGCAGCUCCUCCAUCCCCAGCUAGCCUGCCCUCUAGCAUUGGGGCUGGAGAGGAGGAGGAAGAGGCCACUGAACAAGGAGUGUUGGUACCUACUGCUGGGGAAGCCGUUUGGGGACUAGAGACAGCUCUGAGGUGGCUGGAGAGCCAGGAUCCUAGAGAAGUGGGGCCGCUGAGGCUUGUGCAGCUCCGUUCUCUCAUUACCAUGGCACGGAGGCUUGGGGGCAUUGGCCCCUCAGCAGCAGCUUCUGAUGAUGGUGUGUGA
Grammomys surdaster is the source of this 1923-nucleotide messenger RNA. It is a transcript of the gene Tigd5, whose product is annotated as tigger transposable element derived 5. Gene Ontology annotation, cellular component: nucleus. Gene Ontology annotation, molecular function: DNA binding. The coding region runs from base 1 to 1923 and encodes 640 amino acids. Lineage: Eukaryota; Metazoa; Chordata; Mammalia; Rodentia; Muridae. The record is from RefSeq and is a predicted model, not a curated record. The transcript has a single exon.